This is a messenger RNA of Bactrocera neohumeralis, 7841 nucleotides long. RefSeq names its product neuropeptide F receptor (gene NPFR). Gene Ontology annotation, molecular function: neuropeptide Y receptor activity. Gene Ontology annotation, biological process: G protein-coupled receptor signaling pathway. Lineage: Eukaryota; Metazoa; Arthropoda; Insecta; Diptera; Tephritidae. Gene Ontology annotation, cellular component: membrane. The record is from RefSeq and is a predicted model, not a curated record. Bases 772 to 2160 code for a protein of 462 amino acids. The transcript has 6 exons.
AGGAGCACAACCGAAUCAAAAUUGAGCGCCACAGCGAAAGUGUAUCCUGGGCAGUGAUAAGUGUAAAGUAGUAGUGACCGUUACAGAAUACCAACUGGCGGAAGCAAAAAAUUCGAAUAUGUGGGUGUUACUAAUGCUUGAAAAAAAGUAGACACACGCACUCGGGCUGUAAGCGUUUACUGUGCGGACACUGUGAAGAACCACAGUUAUAUGAAGUGAUUUACCAUAUACUAUUUUAAGGAUUUGAAUUUAUAUUGAGGUAAAAUUGCGAAAACUGGCUGAAGCUGUGAUGGGAGCGCAAUAAUAAAGCAGUCUGGCAGUUUUAAUAACAGUAAAAUGAACCGCAAACUCAUUAAAACCACACAAAUUAAAUGAAGGUUGAAAAAACAAAAAACGUUACAUAUUACAAAGGAGUUAAAUGAAAAAUAAAUAAAUGUGUGAAUAUAUUGUAAAAACUUUUAAAUCAUUCGCUUAUUUCGCUUCUGAGUGAAUAAAAUAUCAGUGUUUGCGAUAUGCUCGGCUUAGUUUAAUAUCAUUAAAAAGUUGAACUAUAUAAAAAGUCGCUUUUAAACGAAAAAUUAUUUCAGCUGCACUCUCUUCCGCGAAUUUCGUUGUUAAAUAAAUGGAAAAUAUUUACUUUUGAGGAAAAGCAGACAAUUUGAGUGUGGACCGAUGUUAGUUUGCGUUGGAACGUGUUUCUCCGAGUUAUUUGACCAAGCGGAUUCUUUGGAACAAAAACUCUGUGUCGGCUAGUAAAGGACAAAGUUAAUCAUGAUAAUAAAUAUAACGCACUCAGAACCGGCACUGGAUGCAGGUGUUCCCUCUACUGCCUCAGGAAUGGAAUUGUUUAAUUCCAUCUCGACUGCAAGUGGAGAGGGCGGCCCUUUGGCAGACUACAUGGAAGUAGAUAUGAGCAAUUUAACCGCCCAGCCGAAUUCAAGUCUAUUCGUGACGCAGGGAAAGAAUCUCGUUGACCGGUUUUCAAGAAAUCGCGCCGUCAGCGAUCACUGGCAUUACGCACUCAUAAGCAUUUACUUGGGUAUGAUUAUAUUUGGUACAGUCGGCAACAUCUUCGUCGUGAUGGCGGUAGUGAGAAAGCCCAUAAUGCGCACCGCCCGCAACCUAUUCAUACUGAACUUGGCUAUUUCUGAUCUAUUGUUAUGUGUAAUAACAAUGCCUAUAACGUUGUUGGAAAUCCUCUCAAAGUACUGGCCGUUCGGGAUGUUGGAAGUAAUAUGCAAAUUAGUUGCCAUGCUGCAAGCGGUGAGCAUUUUCGUCUCGACCAUUUCCAUAACAGCCAUUGCCUUUGACAGGUAUCAGCUAAUUGUAUAUCCGACACGGGAAAGCCUUCAGGUUGGUGGUGUCAUAGCCAUUCUAGCUGGCAUAUGGCUAUUCGCGAUGCUGUUGGCCAGCCCCCUCUUCAUCUACAAACGCCUGGAACAGGCAGAAAUACCGCCACUUCUGGAAUCCUUAGGCAUCCAUGGUGUAUGCUUCUGCGUCGAAGAUUGGCCCGUGAGUCAUGGACGAUUCUAUUAUUCAAUAUUUUCGCUCUGCGUGCAAUACUUGGUGCCAAUACUGAUCGUAUCUGGUGCAUAUUUCGGCAUCUAUAAGAAACUACGAAGUCGUACAACGGUGGUGGCAAUGCAAACGCCACAACGCAACGCGGAACGUGGCCGCCGCAUGCAACGGACAAACUGCUUAUUGAUAACGAUUGCACUGAUUUUCGGCAUAUCGUGGAUGCCCUUAAAUGUUUACAAUUUAUAUGCAGAUAUGCGGAGUCCAAUGGCGGUGACGGAACACAUGCUUGUCAUAUAUGCUUGUUGUCACAUGCUCGGCAUGAGUUCCGCGUGCACGAAUCCUCUGCUCUAUGGAUGGCUGAAUGACAAUUUCCGUAAAGAAUUUAGAGAAUUAAUAUGUGGUUCUAAAGAAAACACUAAUGUUGCUCUUAAUGGUCACACGACAGGCAGUGGACAGACACGUCGGAGACGAAAGCACGCCGAAAUAUCCAAGGGUGAUUUGAAGUUGUUGCCCAACAACAAUGGCGUUGGCUUACGAAGUGCCGUGACCGAGUCGAUAGCGCUGACAGAAAAUCCAAUUUCCAUUGAAGUGACAACUCUGACUGCGGAACAAUAUAUGCUGAAUUCGGUGGAUGUACUGUAAUAGUAUAAUAUCUGGUGUGCAUGUGAUGUUGUAAGGACAGCAUUUUUGCUAAAUUCUAUACAUAUGUAAACCUGACAUGUACAUACAUAACAUUAACGAAUGAAAGAAUACCCUUUAGUACAAAACUGUACAGCAAAACACAAAUCAAAAGGCAAAAUGUGAUUGAACAAUGAAAAUACAAAAAAACAAAUUUGAGUGAUAUCUGCUUGGGCUCUGAUUUCUAAGCAUUAAGAUUAUAAAUACAGAUAUAUAUAGACUAGUCAAUUAUAAGCAUUUUUAAAAUAAAUUUUGCGUCAAAUUUAUUAUUGCAUGUACUCACCAUAUACAUAUGUAUACACUUAUACAUAAUUAUAAAUUUAUGUAUUUAUUUUUAUAAUAUGAAAGAACAUUACUUAAAAAGAAAAUUUUAAAAUAUAAUGAAAAGUUGCUCAGAAAAUAUAAUUUAUAUUCUUAUUAAAAUCAAAGAAGACGCGGUACGACCUUCAAACUCGGGAAACUCGGUAAUGCUUUAAAACUUGUGUCAACAAUAGCACUACAAUCAACCGCUUCUUAUACGAGGUGUGUUCAAAAAGUAUCGCGACAGUUUGCUGAAAGUUUUCUUCGAUUGCAGGGGCGUGGUGCAUCAUGAGUUCUUGCCACAGGGAAGAACGGUCAAUAAGGAGUAUUACCUGCAAGUUAUGCGCAAUUUGCGCGAAGCAAUCCGCCAGAAACGCCCGGAUUUGUGGAAGAAUAAAAAUUGGCUUUUGCACCAUGAUAACGCCCCUGCUCACACAUCGUUGCUUGUGCGCGACUUUUUGGCAAAAAACAACACACUAAUGAUGCCGCAGCCACCGUAUUUCCCAGAUCUGGCCACCUGUGACUUUUUCUUGUUUCCUAAACUGAAGAGGCCCAUGAAAGGACGACGUUACGCUUCUCUUGACGAGAUAAAGACGGCAUCGAAGGAGGAGCUGAAGAAGAUAAAAAAAAUGAUUUUUCGAAGAUUGGAAAAACCGUUGGCACAAGUGUAUAAUAUCUCAUGGGGAUUACUUCGAAGGGGACAAAAUAGAUAUUCAUGAAUAAAUAAAUAAUUUUUGAAAAAACACAAAAUUCGCGAUACUUUUUGAACACACCUCGUACUAAAACAUAGUUUGGUUAACUUCCAAUAUAUAUGUAGAUAGGCAAUUCACAGGCAAGACUUUAGAACACGAACCGCCGCAUUAUUUUUACACUCCCGCAAAAUGUCGUCACGGAAUAUAAUAAUUUGUUUACCUAACCAUUGUCUAUAACCAUUUAUAAAACAAAUCGAGAUAGAUAUAGAGUUAAAAAUGAUCAGGAUAACAAGACUAGUUGAAUUCUUAGUGACUGUCUGUCCGUGUGUCCAUUAAAGAGAAAACUUGAGUAAAAAUUUAGAUAUCUUAAUGAAACUGGCGGCAAAAUGACCACUAGAAAGACCACAUGUUGCCGUUAACAGAAAUCUUCAAAAUGUCAUAAUUUAGAUACUACACUGUUAUUUGGUAUAAUGAAUCGCUGUAAAAGGGGCUGGGCAUCUGGCUUGUUAAAAAGUGGACGCGACUUCGUCCUGUAAUAGGUUUAAAGUACAUAUCUCUCAAACCAUUAAAGCUAAAUCCACCAAGUCUGCUGAGGACAAGUUCGGCUAGCCCAUCCUCGUACUGCGUGAAAAUAAUAACCAUGUUCGUUCCUCAUAUCACUUUAAAAUAUUCAAAUACCAGUGAAGAUAUUCAGAGAAAAAUUUGCACAAACAAAAAUUUGCAUUUUUAGUCUAAAAAUUUUCAAAAUUAUAUCGUAUUUUCAAGUCUUAUGUUAUCUCAGUUAUCUUAUUAAGUUUAAUCUUGUGUGUACUGUACUUUAAGGCAUAAAAUGUGUAUAAUCGGUCCGUAAUGUUCUGUCUUCCAAACGCUUGUUUGUAGCAGCUAAAACUAACCGAGAUAGAUAUAUAUAGUCAAAUAUAUCUAGUAUGUAUAUGAACAUAAGAUGAAAAUGGGCGAAAUUAGAUUAUUAGUUUCCAUUUAAUUCUUUAAUUUUACGGCUUAGAAAUCAAGUACAAAAGAAGUUAUCGGAAUAACACUUUGUAAAAAGAGUGUAUUGGUAGCAAGGGAUUUAACAACUAAGAACUGUCGAAAUCGGACCAUAACUUUACAAGCCCCCAGAUACUCGUAUCAUUUAUGUUGACUUAUUCAAUUCAGAUAAAAUCUUUUUCAAAUAAUUAUGAGCCCUUGUGCUCAGAAAGGGAAACAUCGAGUCAAAACUUGCCUUCAUCCUCAUAUAUCUUUUAUGCCAUUUAUAUCCCAUUUAAGGUUAAUUUUAAUGUAAAUAUCGCAGACACGAUAUAGAAUAUAGAAAUAAAUCUAAAUAAGUCUAUAUUCUAUAAUAUAAGAUGAUAAGAAAUAUGAUUGUAAUCGAUUCAUGGUUUGGUUGUACAAUAAAUGUUGAAUUCUUAACCAAUUUUUAACAUAAAAAUUUGCCAACACCUGAAAUCAAGUCCUCGGCUUUAACCUUUGCACAUUGCGAGAAUAUAAAAUGUUCGGAUACACCCAAUAGUAGCUCUUCCUUACUUCUGCUAAUAACAUUGUGAAAAUGUGAAAUAAAAAGAAAAGAAAAGAAAUAUUGUGAGCAAAAAUGUUCCAAAUUCCUACUUAAAAAGGGCACAUUUGUUUAGAUCUCUUUUGGAGUAAAGAGUUUCGUGUUCUGUCAGGUUUGGACAUUGCCUAUGGUGUAAAUUUGGUAACUCGGUUAUAUAGGCUGACUUCGAAAGCAUCAAUUUAUGCAUGUGAUUAAUGUACUAUAUAAUGUUCUGCAAUGCAUCUGCAAUAUUUGUUACAUUGCAUCAUGUUUUGAAGCACAUAAACCUGGUAGUCGAUGGGCAGUGGCAGAGAAAAACGCGCAUCACAAAUAAAGUUGAUGCUUUUUGACAUUUCCGUCUGCAACAAUGGCGUAAUCAGUUUGAUAAAUUUUAUUUUGAAUUCAUACCAAAUUUUGCAUUAAAUUGAGAGAUUUCGGCAAAAAUAUACUUAUAUGAUUACAGAAAUAUAAUAUACCAUAUUUUCAUGAAAAUAACAUAUUUUUUGAAUGAUGUUAGUGAUUCCAGUUUCCAAUGAAGUAUUUGAUUUUAAUUUGAUAAUUUUUUCCCUUUGUAGUACGCUUGCAAUAACAAAUCAGUUUUCUGCGAAAGUAAACUUUGCCGUCAAAGUGUUCUGUAACAUCAAAUCUUCGCAUCGUUUUUCAAUUUUGUUUGAUAUCGCAUACUGCAGUCAUAUCGUCUCGGUACUUUGCAGUAGUACGUUUUCGAAGUCAGCCAUAUUUAUAGUUAUACGAGUAUAAGUAUUCAUUAUUCCGAAUCGCAGGAAUUCUCGCAAAUAAUUUCGGUAACGCAGCUUAUGCGUAUCUAAUAAUAAUAAUUAAAAUCCAGCAAGCUUCUAUUAAUUAUAUUAAUAACAGUGAUGAAUAGGUUUUAAAUAACAUUUUCAGCAUAAAUUAUUUAAUGUACAUAUGUUGAAAACACUGUGGUAUCGAGAAGUUCAAUAAUUGCAUUAUCAAAAAGUGUUUAACGUGGAAUGUUCAAUGUGAGUAAAUAGUUAAGUACUAUAUUUGAAUAGUUAAAAUAUAUAAAACUGAAAUUAUGUAAUAUAAAUAUAUUUAUAUACGAUAAAUAACACAUAUAACAUGAAAGUUAUUUGAGUUUAAGCUGAUUUUAUUAUGCUAGUAGAGUUGUAUAAUAAACUAUAAAUUGCGUAUAUGUAUGUACAUAUUAAUAUGUUAUAUGUAGGAUUAUUUAUUUUAGCUAAGUAAUUUCAAAAAUCUCAAAUUUUCUAAUUCUUAAAUAAAUGGAAAGUCAUUAUUUGUACGGAAUUUGUAUAACAACCUAAACCUAAAGUAAUUGUUAACUUUAAGAUAAAGAGCAAAAGUAUACGUUAUUUAAGUGCACAGUUAAGCGUUAAAUCAUAAAUAUUAAGUUGAAUAGAAUUAAAGUGGAAUAUUGUAAAUAUUCGUGUAUUAAUUGAAGCACAAGAAAACAUUAUUACCAAAAUAACUGUACAUAUGUACUUUGACCAAUCAACAGUUAUGUUAUGGCUACUUAUUUAGUAUGUAUUGAAGAUUCUGUGAAAUAUUUGUAUGUAAACUAUUUGAGUGUUAAUGUGCACUUAUUUGCUGACUUCUUGUAGACUAUAUAAUAAGAUAUAUACAGUUACAUACAGUGCGUACCGGAUGCGUGCAUUGCCAAUGAUGGCACCAUCCAAUCAUAAAGUAAAAAUCUUAGGAAUGAUACAUAUGAUACAUCAAAAUAAAGGAAAAAUCUUCUAUUUUAUUUUUGGAAACUUCAAAGUAGUAAAAAAUUAACUCACAGCGAAAAACUUAAAGAAAUAACCUACAAAAUUCGUUCCACACAACUAACCGGAUUUUUUAAAAAGCUAAUGAUUACUAAUAUUUCGUAGCAUAUCAUUUUGUUGCUUCUGGUCGGAUUGGUAUAGAGGCGAUAAGUUUUUGGUGGUAUUGCGUUCCAAGCCUCCAAAAUAGCCGUUUUGAGCCCAGCAACAUUGGAAUACUGCCUUUGGUACACUUUUCGACUGACUUCUUGUCGUACGUGCUCAAUAACGUUCAGAUCUGGAGAUUGGGCAGGUGUAUUCAGUACAUGAGGGCAAUUGUAUAUUAACCAAGUGCGAGCAAUCUCCGAUUUGUGCUUCGGAUCGUUGUCUUGGUAAAAUAUAAAAUUGUCUUUAAUUCCCAAUGUGACACAUGACUGCUUUAAAUUUUCCUUUAAAAUGUCGACAUAUUGGAACGAACCAUAAUACCUUGCAGAAAAUGCAGGUUGCCCAUUCCUGAAAAAGAAGAAAUAAUACGUUUUAUGAUUACCAGAUCAAAAUUGUGCAUUUACCCUUUGCCAAAACUCAUCAGGUUUUUUCAAAUGCAAUUUCGCAAAUUCUAGCCUUUUCCUUCUAUUUUUAAGGAUAUUUACGGCUUUUUUACAACUGCUCUACCAUGUAAAACGAAGCUUCUAAGUGUGCGGUGAAUUGUUUUAGCUGAAACCGUAUUCCCUUUUUCAUUUUCCAAUAUGUUUCUUACAUUUUCCUCCGAGGAAAAGGAAUUUUUUUCAACAAUUUUCAGUAUAAUGUUUGCUUCUGCUUGUCUUAGCUUCUUUCCUUGAUCAGCUCUACUAAUAUUAUUAAUCCUAUUUUCCUUUUCAAACUUUUUUAUAAUAUCAAAGACAGUUGAAGUAGUCCUUUUCACAAUCUCCGAAAUAUCUUUAAUGAUUUUUCCUUCUUCCCGUAACUGAAUAACAAGCUUCCGAAUUUCGGUACAAGUAUGAGUACGCGGGGGCGUCAUAUUGGCGUGUAGCUUACUCACAAACUCACCGGUAACUACUAAUAUACAGAAAAGAAUAUUCAGUGUUUGUUCAAGUGGCAUUCCACAAAGAUCAGAAGUACAGUUACUUGUAGAAGCUUACUUAUUUUACGCAGUGAAUAAAUUUAUUACUAUUUUUAAGUUUCCAAAAAUAGAAUAGAAGAUUUUUCCUUUAAUUUGAUGUAUCAUACAUAUGUAUCAUUUUUAAGAUGUUCACUUUAUGAUUGGAGAGUGCCAUCAUUGGCAAUGCACGCAUCCGGUUAGACGUGUGAGUCACUGUAUGUUUGAUCGAAUGUUAAAUUAUGUUGUGCAUUUUGAAAAAUAAUAAAUAUCAAAAAAAUAUC